AUUCCUUGUUAUCCUACGAAAUUAGCAGCACGUGUGAAGGAAAGGAGAUACCGGGACGAAUUUUGAAAGCAGUGUUCAUUGUCAUUUGUAAUUUAAAAUGCCGAAAAAAAGGAAAGUUAAUUAUAAAGAAUGUUUUGAUGUUUUUAUGAAGUGUGAAGCAUUUUAUACUGGUGGGAAAGUGCAGUUUACAAAAGAUGGGCAACAUAUUCUAAGCAUUUGUCAAGGAAAACUGAAACAGUUUCAGAUUGAUGGCGGCAAAACUACUGAUGCGAUUGAAAAUUUUGAGGGAGAAGAAAUUUCAGCAUUCUUGCUUGCUGAAGAUGAUGAAACAUUUAUAACAGCUGCUCAGAAUGGGAUCAUGAGGCACUGGCUUUUAUCAGCGAAGCAUAUUCAAAAGACAUGGAAGUCUUUGCACACUGGUCCUGUCUCUUGUAUGGCCUUUGAUUCAACUACAACGUUGCUUGCAACUGGGGGUUCUGAUUCAACUGUUAAAAUAUGGGACAUAAUUAGAAAAUACUAUACUCACAAUUUAAAAGGUGGCAAGGGUGUCUAUAGCAAAAUUUGUUUCAAAAAAAUUGGUUCGGAAUUGCAUUUGCUUGGGGCUGCUGAUGAUUAUCAGAUACAUGUGUGGAAUUUGAAUUCAAGUGAUCUAGUAACAUCUUUGGAAGGUCAUUAUAGUACUGUAACUGAUCUUGUUUUUACUGGAAAACAGAAUAAUAUGCUCAGUUGUAGUAGAGAUAAAGUUGUUCUGCUAUGGGAUUUAUGCAAUUUUAAACUCUUGAAAACUAUUCCAGUGUAUGAGACGGUUGAAGCUUGCAUUCUUCUUCCACAAAAUGUGUCUUUGCCAGAUGUUACAUUUAAUGACGAAGAUAUUUAUUUUAUUACUGCUGGUGACAAAGGAAUUUUGAGAAUCUGGAGUACAUUAUCUGGAAAAUGUAUAUUCUCUCAAGCAGAUUCUCCAGUUAUCCUUCCUGAAAAUUCUGAAUAUGCAGGAUCAUUAAUAACACAAGCCACAUAUAUCCCAGCUUUGGAUGCAAUUGGGAUUACUACAUUUGAACAUAACAUUCUUAUAUUCAGCAUAGACAAAUUUACUUUAAAGAAACAGUUCAUAGGUUACAAUGAUGAUAUAUUGAGCAUUAAGUUCAUGGGUGCUGAAGAUGAUCGUCUUGCUGUAGCUACAAAUAGCGCUCAGAUAAAAAUUUUUCAAUUUCCAUCUUUGAGUUGUCAAUUGCUCAAGGGUCAUUUGGAUAUAGUAUUAGCAUUAGACGUGUUUCGCCAGCAUAAGCAUAUUCUUGUUAGUGGCUCAAAGGAUAACAGUGUAAAAGUUUGGUUUAUUGAAAACGAAUCGUCAUGUUUUAGUAGUCUGUAUACAGGUUAUGGACAUACUAAUUCUGUUACAGCUGUUGCAUGUUGCAGAGGAAAGUCAAGAUUCUUUGCCUCUGGAUCUCAAGAUACAACCCUCAAGCUCUGGGAGGUUCCUGAAAGCCAGCCUGUUGUAACUGCAAAAUUAUUACUGACACCAUUUUGUACAGCCAAAGCUCAUGAUAAGCAUAUUAAUUCUAUAGAUAUUUCUGAAAAUGACAAACUAGUUGCAACAGGAUCUCAGGAUCACACAGCAAAGAUAUGGAAUGCGACUGAUUUGUCUCUUCUUGGUACAUUGAGAGGACAUAAAAAGGGUGUUUGGUGUGUCAAUUUUUCACCUGUUGAUUUGGCAAUAGUUACUUCCUCAGGUGAUGAAACUAUACGAAUAUGGUCUGUUGUUGAUUUUACUUGCUUGAAAACAUUUCAGGGUCAUGAAGCAUCUGUUCUUCAGGCUUUAUUUUUGACUCGAGGAACACAAUUAAUAUCUAGUAGCUCUGAUGGCAAUAUAAAGUUGUGGGACAUCACUGAUAACAUGUGUAUCAAGUCACUUGCUGAACAUAGUACAAGAGUUUGGACCUUGGCUACAUCAUCAUCUGAACAAUAUCUUGUGUCUGGAGGGGCUGAUUCUAAUAUAGUUAUAUGGCAGGAUGUUACUGGUGCUGUAAAAGAGAAAAGCAUAGCAGAAAAAGAACAGUUUAUUUUGCAAGAACAACAGCUUUCUAAUUUAAUUCUUGAAGAAAAAUGGGUCAAAGCUCUAGGUUUGGCAAUAAGUUUAAAUAAACCAUAUCAAACCUAUAAUAUAAUACAAGAAAUACUUCAUCAUGAUAAAGGAGAAGAAACAUUUGAAGGGGUCUUUUCAAGCAUGAGACAAGAUCAAAAAGAAUCACUUCUGAAGUUUGCUGUGGAAUGGAUUACUAAUUCGAAAACAUGCUAUGCAGCUAUAUUGAUCGUGAACUACUUUAAUCACUCAUCUGACUUUCAAGAACUUCUGAAAAUAACAAAUAUUGCAUCUUAUGUUAGAAAUACUCUACCAUAUUUAGACAGGCAUUAUAAAAGACUGAAUCGAAGAUGUCAAGAUAUGCAGAUCUUAAACUUCUUAUGUCAGCAAUUUAAAUUAAGUGGGUAAGCAUGUUUCAUGUUUAAAAUGUUUGCUUGAAAUG
This is a messenger RNA of Stegodyphus dumicola, 2522 nucleotides long. Its product is annotated as transducin beta-like protein 3. The record is from RefSeq and is a predicted model, not a curated record. Gene Ontology annotation, cellular component: nucleolus; 90S preribosome; small-subunit processome. Gene Ontology annotation, molecular function: protein binding; U3 snoRNA binding. Gene Ontology annotation, biological process: endonucleolytic cleavage to generate mature 5'-end of SSU-rRNA from (SSU-rRNA, 5.8S rRNA, LSU-rRNA); endonucleolytic cleavage in 5'-ETS of tricistronic rRNA transcript (SSU-rRNA, 5.8S rRNA, LSU-rRNA). NCBI's taxonomy places the organism in Eukaryota, Metazoa, Arthropoda, Arachnida, Araneae, Eresidae.